Menidia menidia (Atlantic silverside) is the source of this 1167-nucleotide messenger RNA. Lineage: Eukaryota; Metazoa; Chordata; Actinopteri; Atheriniformes; Atherinopsidae. The record is from the annotation of a GenBank genome assembly.
AUGGGUUCCAGGCUCAGCAGGCAGAGCAGCCUGGACAAUGAGAAUUUCUCCAAAAAGCGACGCAGGCUUCUGGACGGUGCCGGAGAGGGCGAGAGGGGCAGCGGAGGCGGAGGUGGGGGGGGGGACUUUCUGUUCGCGCUCAUGCUGAAAUCGGACAAACUGCCCGGGAUGCUGCGGAGGACCAACCACAGCCCGUACGCGAGGCGAGUGGCGUGGAUCAAGGAGAUCCAGAAGCUGCUCCGUGACCGGAGGAUUGAGCAGGCGACCGACGUGCUCAGAUUACUGAGGAAGGAUUUGGGCUUGGAAGGCACCUCGCUUAAUGACAUCCUGUACAAAAAUGCUGCCUUCCUCAAUCUGGUGGAUCCGAUCUCCCAUGAGCUGCUGCUCAGCUUGGCUCGAGAGAUGCAGUGUCCAAAGAAAGAUGCGGACACCAUAAAGUCUUCCGAUAAGAUUUGUAGACAGCUGAUCUACCACCUGACUCCACACUCAAAGUGGCUGAGGCAGAGCAUGUCCAGACGGAAAUCCCAGGCCUGGGCAUUGGCCUUGGCUGAAGAUGUGUUUCUCAAGACAACUCUACAAAAAAAGCUGUCCAGUGAGAGUGUGGAUUUGUCCGGUAUCCCUCUGUCCUCCCGGGAUGUUCGGCAAGUCGCCUUCUAUCUCCAAAACAACAGGGACAGUCUGGUGGCGGUGGACAUCAGCUUUACUGAGCUCCAUGACGAGAGCCUGAGGCUGCUCCUGCCCCUUCUUGCCUCCCUGCCAAAGCUCAGCACCCUUGCUCUCAACGGCAACCGUCUCACCCUCGCUAUCCUUAAAGACAUUACCGAAAUGCUCAAAGAGCCCAAGAACUUCUCCAGCCUGGCGUGGAUCGACCUGGGUAACAACGUGGACAUUUUUACUAUGCCUCAGCCCCUGCUGGUUGCGUUACGCCGCCGUUGCAGCCUGAAGAGCAGCCUGCCCACCAUCUACGAGUACACAGAGGGCCAGCCCUACUGCUACCACCUGGAGACCUCUAUCGAGGAGCCCAGCCACUACGAUGAGGAAGAAGAGGAGGAGGAGGAGGUGGAGGACGAUGAGGAUGAUGUGGGGAAUAAGUAUGAGCUGGAGCCGUGGGGUUUAGGGGAGAAGCAGCUCUCAAAAGAGUUCACCCUUCACUACUGUGAGAGGUGA